GCGAGCUUGGGUUGCCAGCCGGCGAGCAGCGCGUCCAGCAGCCACAGGUCGUGCAUGAUGUGGUGGGGGUACCUGGCGGUUCUUCCUGCGCUCCUCUUGGCGCUCUACAAGGCGCUGGGCUGGCGGGGCCGCUCCCGGAACCCUUUCCAGGAAGACUCCCGGCGGCCGCCCGCGCCUCUGGUCACCGACAAGAACGCGCGCAAGAAGGUGCUCAAGCAAGUGUUUUCCGCGGACAAGGUUCCUCAGCACCUGGAUGCCAUUGUCAUUGGAAGCGGUUACGGAGGCCUGGCUUUAGCUGUGAUCCUCUCCAAAGCUGGGAAGAGUGUGCUGGUCCUGGAGCAACAUGGGAAGGCUGGGGGCUGCUGCCACACUUUCAAUCAGCAAGGCUUUGAGUUUGACGUAGGUAUCCAUUAUGUAGGGCAGAUGCUGGAGAAUUCUUUUCAACGCAUGAUUAGUGACCAGCUCACAGAUGGACAACUCCAGUGGGCAAAAAUGGACUCUCCCUAUGAUAUAGUCAUUCUGGGAGAUCCUAAUAAUGGCAAGAAGUAUUAUUUAUACAGUGGACAGAAGGAACAUGUUGAUGGCUUAAAGAAACAAUUUCCAGAUGAAGCUGCUGCGAUCGACAGCUUUGUGGCACUUGUAAAGAAAAUUUCCCAAGGAAGUAGCCACAUGUUUCUCCUGAAAAUGCUCCCAAUGCCUUUGGUCAGGCUUCUGAACUCGACUGGCUUGCUGGCCUUCAUCUCUCCUUUCUGUAGAAUGUUAUCCAAAAGCCUUUCAGAAGUCACUGCAGAGCUCACGACGAACAUGGAUUUGAAAGCAUUGUUCAGCUAUAUCUUCCCUACAUAUGGAGUGAUUCCCACAGAGUCCAGCUUCCCCCUGCAUGCACUGAUUUAUAAUCACUACCUGAAAGGUGGCUGGUAUCCUCAAGGAGGUGCCAGUGAAAUCGCGUUCCACUCCAUCCCCAUCAUUGAACGGGCUGGAGGAGCUGUCCUUACCAAAGCACCUGUGCAGAGCAUUUUAGUGAAUUCCCAAGGGAAAGCCUGUGGUGUAAGUGUUAAGAAAGGGCAGGAUAUGAUCAAUGUCUAUGCUCCUGUUGUGAUUUCGGAUGCUGGAAUCUUCAACACCUAUGAGCGGCUGUUGCCAGAGAAGUUGCGAGCUUUGCCAAGUGUUCAAAACCAGCUGUCCAUGGUCCGGCAUGGUGUCGGUGGAUUCAGUGUCUUCGUAGGACUCAGAGGCUCAAAUGAGGAAUUGGGACUAGAAGCCAAAAACCAUUACGUCUACUCACAAAACAACUUGGAUGAAGCGUUCAAAUUAUACCUGAAUUCCUCAAGAGAAACUGCUGCAAAGAAUAUACCUUUUGUGUAUUUCUCCUCUCCAUCAGCUAAGGACCCACUGUGGGAGAAGAAGUACCCAGGCAAGUCCACUCUGGCCAUCAUGACAGCAGCAAGAUACGAAUGGUUUGAGGAAUGGAAGGAAGAGCAGGUCUGCAAAAGGGGAGCAGAGUAUGAGGAUGUUAAAAAUACUUUUGUGGAGGCUCUGUUGGAAACUCUUUUUGCAGUUUUUCCUAAAGUAAAAGAUAAGGUAAGGGAAUGUUUGAAUUUUAUAAUGAAUUCUUUCUCACCUAACUUCAUCUGUCCACUGAGCCGGCACAAUGUAUUAAAAUAGACCCAACUGAGCUUGUGUUUGCACCUCUCAUUUCACCAUCACAGGACUGAAGAGAUGAAACGUGUUCAAAUGUGGAUUGUCAUGAACAAUGUGUGAUUCAAUUGUUUGUUCAGCCGAAUUUAUAUAAAAUAGACCAAGUAGCUAAGUAAAAAGUAUAUUUGGGGGCAACCAAAGAAAGAAUUUUUUUUAGUGGAAGAGAAGGCCUAUGCAAAGAGGAU
Molecule: messenger RNA, 1883 nt
Organism: Sphaerodactylus townsendi
Lineage: Eukaryota; Metazoa; Chordata; Lepidosauria; Squamata; Sphaerodactylidae
Gene: RETSAT
Product: retinol saturase
Exons: 9
Coding region: 55-1665 (536 amino acids)
Source: RefSeq, a predicted model, not a curated record